CAUUUCAGCGCUGCUAACCAAAACAUUGCUAGUGAGACGAAUACAGCUGGCUUUGAUACGGAUUACGUGCUUCUAAAAUGAGCUCAGGCUCGACGUGUGCAGCUGUCGGGUGCCACAACAACUCAAAAAAGUUGAAGUUGUUGUUGGAAAGUACAUGUUUUGAACACCAGCAGCUUCGUAAACACUGUCCGUGUCCGGCGCCUUAUGCUUUGCACUCCGUACCGAAGGAGAAGGGAAGGAGCCUAGCGUGGCUUGCAGCUUUAAAACUGAAAUAUCCUCCAAAGAGGAUAUAUGUUUGCUCGUUUCACUUUGUUGAAAAGAAGCCUACAGAGCUGCAUCCUGACCCAGAGCUGUAUUUGGGUUACGAAAGACCACCAGAAAAAAAGAGAAGAAAGCUAGUUCGGGUGAGCCAAACGGCAUCUACAGCCACCAACCUUAAUGAAGAUGCAGACGGUGAAUCUCAUUGCUGUGUGGCCUUCCCCCUGGAACCCUCUGACACAGGACCCUCAGGAGUUGAAAGCAGUCAAUGUACAUCUGCCUCACAGUGCCACUCCGUUCACACACAGUGGGAAGACCGCACCCUACUUGAUCAUGAUUACACAAAGACAGGCAAGGAAAAGGCUAUGCGGGACCAGAUGACACAGUGUAAUGACUUUGGGUACUUCAUGCUUCAGAAUGACACAGAUUCCCCGCUGUACACUGGCUUAAAACUUGAAACAUUUGACACCCUUGUUUCAACAAUGGAAAUGUUUAACAGCAGUGCGUUUACAAUGCCCAUACGAGACCAACUACUGUUGACCCUUAUGAAAUUGAAACUGAACCGUGUGUUAGGAGAUCUGAGCAGGCAAUUCUGUGUAUCACAGAGUAUGGCAAGUAAGAUCAUCUCACAUUGGAUUGACAAAUUGGAGGAAGUCUUACGACCCCUUAUUCCAUGGCUUCCAAAGGAAACUAUCCAGGCAACAAUGCCAGCCGCAUUUAAAACAUUUCCAAAUGUUACAUGUAUUUUAGACUGCAGCGAGAGCCUACUACAAAAACCCAAAAACUUGGAUUCAAGGGGAGAAUCAUAUAGCCAUUACUAUUCACACAACACAGUAAAAUAUCUUGUAGCAGUUGCCCCAUGUGGACUUAUCAUGUUCAUCUCUGCAGCUUAUGGUGGUCGAUGCAGUGAUAAAUUUAUAACAAUGGACUGUGGGAUUUUAGAUUACUUGAAUGCUGGAGAUGAAGUAAUGGCAGACCGGGGCUUUUUAAUAAGAGAUGUACUCUUUGAAAGGAAAGGAAAGUUAGUAAUGCCAUCAUUCACUAAAAAAGGAGCUCAGCUCACUGAGGAACAGGUCACUGCAACUAGAAGAAUAGCAAAUGUUAGAAUCCAUGUGGAGAGAGCAAUUAGACGUUUGAAAGUAUAUAAAAUUCUGUCACAGGUUGUACCAAUUACCAUGGCUCCUAAGAUAGACAAAAUUCUCAGAGUAUGUGCUGCCCUUGUGAACCUGAGGGAUGAACUUAUUCGUGAUUCUGAGUAAUUUUAUGUAAGGGUACAAGUAACACUACUAUAUGUAUUCUACAUUAAAUUUAAAAAGUUGUGGCCAUACAAAGCACCAGAUCUGACACUGAUCCUGUUUUUUGAGAAAUAUAUUGUAACAAAACACAGACAAAUAAAUGUCUAGAGAAAGAUAUCUUGGAACAAUGCAUGGAUGUAAUACAUUACCAGUGUUUAAUUGAUCAGCAAAUUUUAUACAUGACAAUUUACAAUAUAUUUGAUGCAUGUAACUACAAAUCUUUAAACACAGUCUUUCACAAAUAGCAUGUUUAACUCCCUACUGUGAAUAUUUGUACAGAAUGUGCACUAAAGUUGA
Astyanax mexicanus (Mexican tetra) is the source of this 1850-nucleotide messenger RNA. RefSeq lists its product as uncharacterized. The transcript has 2 exons. The record is from RefSeq and is a predicted model, not a curated record. The coding region runs from base 78 to 1517 and encodes 479 amino acids. NCBI's taxonomy places the organism in Eukaryota, Metazoa, Chordata, Actinopteri, Characiformes, Acestrorhamphidae.